GGGGCGGUGCCGGUUGCGGCUCCUCCCGCGGCCGCUCGGGGUCUCGGGCGGACCCCGCGGGGCGGUGGGGGGGGGACUCUCGGCGACCCCCAUGAAGCGCCGGAGGAUGAACAAGCUCUACAUCGGCAACCUCAGCGCCGCGGCCACCGCCGAGGACCUGCGGCGGCUCUUCGGGGAGAAGCAGCUGCCGCUGAGCGGGCAGGUCCUCCUCAAGCCCGGCUACGCCUUCGUGGAUUACCCGGACCAAGCCUGGGCCGUCCGCGCCAUCGAGACCCUCUCGGGGAAAGCGGAGCUGCAUGGCAAAGUGAUGGAGGUGGAUUAUUCCGUGCCUAAAAAGCUCAGGAGCAGGAAGAUCCAGAUCCGAAACAUCCCCCCGCACCUGCAGUGGGAGGUGCUGGAUGGCCUCUUAGCUCAGUAUGGGACAGUGGAGAAUGUAGAGCAAGUCAACACAGACACAGAAACAGCCGUUGUCAACGUGACCUACGCAACUAAAGAAGAAGCAAAAGUAGCAAUUGAGAAGCUGAGCGGCCACCAGUUUGAGAACUAUUCCUUCAAGAUUUCCUACAUCCCGGAUGAAGAGGUGAGCUCCCCUCCGCCCCCGCUGCGAUCCCGCCGCGGGGGCCACUCUUCCAGGGAGCGGGGCUCUUCCCCGGGGGGCUCCUCGCAGCCCAAACAGCUCGAUUUCCCACUGCGGAUGCUGGUGCCCACGCAGUUUGUUGGUGCGAUCAUAGGAAAGGAGGGCUUGACCAUAAAGAACCUUACUAAGCAAACUCAGUCCAAGGUUGACAUCCAUCGGAAGGAGAAUGCUGGUGCCGCUGAGAAGCCCAUCACCAUCCAUGCCACACCAGAGGGGUGCUCUGAAGCGUGUCGAAUGAUCCUUGAUAUCAUGCAGAAGGAGGCCGAUGAAACCAAAUCAGCAGAAGAGAUUCCCUUGAAAAUCCUUGCACACAACAGCCUGGUGGGGAGGUUGAUCGGCAAGGAGGGCCGCAACCUUAAGAAGAUCGAGCAGGACACGGGCACGAAGAUCACCAUCUCCCCUUUGCAGGAUUUAACCAUUUAUAACCCUGAGCGGACCAUCACGGUGAAGGGCAGCAUGGAGGCAUGCUCCAAUGCCGAAGUGGAGAUCAUGAAGAAGUUGCGAGAGGCCUACGAGAACGAUGUGGUGGCCGUCAAUCAACAAGCCAACCUGAUCCCAGGAUUGAAUCUCAGCAGUUUGGGCAUCUUCUCAACGGGGUUGUCCAUGCUCCCAUCCACCCCGAGGGGGCGAGGGGCGGCGGCGGCUGCCCCAUACCACCCGUUUGCACAGCAGAGCGGGCGGAGGAGAACGAGCUCCUCACCGUACCUCUCCGGUCUGUACGGAGCCCCCCCCGCCGGCACCUUCCCCCAUCAGCACCCGCUGCCGGAGCAGGAGGUUGUGAACCUGUUCAUCCCAACGCAGGCGGUGGGGGCCAUCAUCGGCAAGAAGGGGCAGCACAUCAAACAGCUGGCACGCUUUGCCGGCGCCUCCAUCAAGAUCGCCCCGGCAGAAGGCCCCGAGGCCAGCGAGCGGAUGGUCAUCAUCACGGGGCCGCCCGAGGCGCAGUUCAAGGCCCAGGGGCGAAUAUUUGGGAAGCUGAAAGAGGAAAACUUCUUUAACCCAAAAGAAGAAGUGAAGCUUGAAGCCCACAUCAAGGUGCCUUCCUUCGCCGCUGGCCGUGUGAUCGGCAAAGGUGGCAAGACGGUGAACGAACUGCAAAACUUAACGAGUGCAGAGGUCAUCGUGCCGCGAGACCAAACCCCGGACGAGAACGAGGAGGUCAUCGUUAAAAUCAUUGGGCACUUCUUUGCCAGUCAGACUGCACAGCGCAAGAUCAGGGAGAUCGUCCAGCAGGUGAAGCAGCAGGAGCACAAACCCGCCGCGGGCGCCCCGCAGCACAGCAAGUGAAGCUCCGGCCGUGCCGCCCAGCGCCGCCCGAGGAAUGUACCCCCACAGCCGCUCCGGGGCGCGAACCAAAGACCCCCCUGAGCCCCUCGUCCCGCUCCGGGGCGCUGCCGGGCUGCGCAGCGAGGGGCACGGCCAGGGCUCUCCCACCCCGGCGCCUCCCGACGCCACCCUUUUAGUUGGACUAACAUAGGCAGAGAGAGAGAGAGAGAGGUUUGCUUAAGUUUUUAUUUCCCCCAAGCCCACCCGUUCUUCCCCCCGGCGCGGCCCGAGGAGCUCGCCCGACGCGAGGUGGGGGCUGCGGCGGUCGGCGGGGUUCGACUGAAUCCAUCGAUAACGAGAAUAACGCCGGGUUUUUAAGUUUUCUAAGGGUUUUUGGGUUUUAAUUCUAUUUUUUUUUUUAAUUUCAGGGUUGGUGGGAGGUUUGGGCUCAGCACAAGUGGGUAUUUUAGGUGAUUUAAGGAAAGGAGCUCGUCCAUUGGUUCUCGGUAGUGGAGCAGGGAGGCAGGAGCGCCAGCAGGGGAGGAAGGGGAUGAAGGAGCGUUAAAAAGCCAUUUCUUAAGGGCUUCGAGCAGAGCAGUGCCUGUAUGAGCCAGCGGAAGGGAUGCCACCUCCUAACAGAGGAAUCUCUCUUUCCCACCCCUUUUCCUCUUUGCUUCAGAGUCCAAAAGCAGGGUUUGCACCCCUUUUGUCCCCCCCUUUCUCUCUCUCCAUCACUGCUUAUCGCCACCGUCCCCGGAGCAGCAGCCCCGCCUUGGGCAGGGAUCCUUGGGGAAGGAUUGCAGGGAGAGGAGGGAAAACCCCACAUUCAGAAGAGGUUGGGAAAACAACCAGCAAAAUUGGUUUCAAAUUCAAGCUCCCCCCGGACACAAAAACUACCUCAGGUUCUCGUACCUCAGCACCUUGCGCUUGUGUUUCCCCUGUAGAGGUUUUUCUAUGCCUUGUAAAAGUGAGCGUUGGAGCAUUUUUUUUUUCCGAUUAUUUUUUUAAUUAAAACAAGAAAAAAAAACGGGAGUUGGAGAAUGGUCUCGACCAAGGCAGCUGCGAGGCGGGAGGAGGACACCAGCCCGCGCGUCCCAGAGCUCUGCUCCUUCUGCUCGCUGAGGGCCAGUGGCCGGCGCUUCGGAGACAGCUGAGAAGCUAUUAAAAAGGAAAAAAAAAAAAAAAAGGAAAAAAAUCCAACAAAACCCAAAUGUAAAAAAAAAAAGGUAGAAAGGAAAAAAGCCAAGGAAAGGGGUGAAGCAAGAGG
This is a messenger RNA of Cuculus canorus (common cuckoo), 3170 nucleotides long. RefSeq names its product insulin like growth factor 2 mRNA binding protein 2 (gene IGF2BP2). Lineage: Eukaryota; Metazoa; Chordata; Aves; Cuculiformes; Cuculidae. Gene Ontology annotation, cellular component: nucleus; cytoplasm; cytosol. The transcript has 17 exons. The record is from RefSeq and is a predicted model, not a curated record. Gene Ontology annotation, biological process: nervous system development; regulation of gene expression. Gene Ontology annotation, molecular function: mRNA 3'-UTR binding. The coding region runs from base 92 to 1924 and encodes 610 amino acids.